This is a messenger RNA of Abrus precatorius (Indian licorice), 2398 nucleotides long. Its product is annotated as transmembrane and coiled-coil domain-containing protein 4-like. Bases 172 to 2169 code for a protein of 665 amino acids. The record is from RefSeq and is a predicted model, not a curated record. Lineage: Eukaryota; Viridiplantae; Streptophyta; Magnoliopsida; Fabales; Fabaceae. The transcript has 15 exons.
UAAAAUAAGAGGAAAAAUGAAUGCACUAAAUUGCUCAACACAUUUGUGAAGAAAACGCAGAAAAUUCAAAGCCAACCGCGUCAGAAAACAAAACAGAAAAACAUCCUUUAAGAAGUGAUCUAGAGAAUUCAGUGAUCAGAGAACAUUCGCGUGGGUUUGAGGGUGAGAGUGAUGGCGGAGACGUCGCAUCUGACGGAGACACAGCGGUACGCAGCCGGGGCGUUGUUUGGACUGGCAGUGCAUCAGGCCCAACUUCACCAGACCCACCCUCUGGGCCUGUCAAGGGAUGACUUCCCUUCUGAAAGUAGUUCCGGCACUCUUGCAGUUUCCGAAGAUUCCACCCUUUGGGUCCAUCAACAUUCCGGUUUGCUCCACCCCGUUUUCAAGUACUUAGAUAUUGAUUCUGCCGCAUGGUCUGGGAUUGAGGAAACUGCUGGCUCUUCUUCAGCUACGCGACACGUGGGGCCAUUCUUGAGACUAUUAUCAGAAGAAUUUGGUGAUGAGUGUUCCCAAAGGCUAGAUCAAGAACUUGCUUUGUCAGAAGCUGUUGAUGCUAUGGUGCUUAGCCUGGAAAAGAAUUCAGAGUCUUCCAGGUCUAAAAGAGAGAAGUUACGCCAAUAUGAGCAUCAAUGUCGUCAAAAGUUUGCAACUGCUGACGUUCAACAAAAUUCUGAGAAGGUUGAUAUGCAUUUAGAAACUCAGGAGGAGCCAGAUUCUCCUUUCCUUGACUGUCAAGAUGCACAUCAGGGAUCUAUUGAUAGUAAUAUUGUUGAGAGUCCAAUUGAAGAGGUAAUGAAGCUCAGCUAUCCAAGGAAAGUGACAGUGCUCUAUGAACUUCUCUCUGCUUGUCUGUCAGAUUUAGGUGAAAAUAACAAGAAAUCUAGACGGAGGAGAAAGGGCUAUGAUGCUCGACAUCGUGUCGCACUACGGCUGCUGACAACUUGGCUUGAUAUCAAAUGGGCUAAAAUGGAGGCCAUCGAGACGAUAGUUGCUAGUUCUGCAAUGGCUUUCAUUAAAGAGCAAGAGUUAAAUAAUGAAGAAACUCAAGCAAAAGAAAGCAAGUGGGCUAAAUGGAAGCGGGGUGGUAUCAUUGGGGCUGCAGCCUUAACUGGGGGAACUUUGAUGGCUGUUACUGGUGGAUUAGCUGCCCCUGCAAUUGCUGCAGGACUUGGUGCUUUGGCUCCAACUUUGGGCACUCUGAUCCCCAUAAUUGGAGCAGGUGGAUUUGCCGCAGCUGCUAGUGCUGCUGGAACUGUCGCUGGUUCUGUUGCUGUUGCUGCAUCAUUUGGAGCUGCUGGAGCUGGACUGACUGGAAGCAAAAUGGCUAGGAGAGUUGGGGACGUUGAUGAGUUUGAAUUCAAAGCUAUAGGAGAAAACCAUAACCAAGGAAGGCUUGGGGUUGAGAUCGUGGUCUCUGGAUUUGUCUUUGAUGAGGAUGACUUUAUAAUGCCCUGGGAAGGACAGAAUGACAACUUGGAGAGGUAUGCGCUGAAGUGGGAGUCCAAGAAUCUAAUUUCCCUGAGCACUGCAAUUCAGGAUUGGCUUACUUCAAGAAUUGCAACGGAGCUGAUGAAGCAAGGGGCAAUGAUGACUGUGUUGAGUGCACUUUUAACUGCUUUGGCUUGGCCAGCUGCAUUACUUGCAGCAACUGAUUUCAUAGACAGCACAUGGACAAUUGCUAUCGACAGGUCAGACAAGGCAGGAAAGUUGCUUGCUGAAGUAUUAUUAGUUGGAUUGCAGGGAAAUAGGCCUGUGACACUUGUUGGUUACUCACUUGGGGCAAGAGUUAUUUUCAAGUGUCUGGAGUUUUUGGCUGAAACAGAAAACAGCUCUGAACUGGUAGAAAGAGUUGUCCUUCUUGGAGCACCCAUUGCAAUCAAGGGUGAGAAUUGGGAAGCUGCUAGAAAGAUGGUAGCAGGAAGAUUUAUAAAUGCUUAUUCAAGGAAUGACUGGAUGCUUGGAGUUGCUUUCCGCGCCAGUCUACUUUCUCAAGGGUUAGCCGGAAUCCAACCAGUCGAUAUUCCAGGGAUCCAAAAUGUUGACGUAACAGAUCACAUUGAAGGCCAUUCUUCGUAUCUGUGGGCUACCCAACAUGUCUUAGAUCAACUUGAAUUAGAUACGUAUUAUCCUGUUUAUAACAGCAUUCUUUGCAAAGGUGAUGCCUCCUAAUUAUUCUUUGGUAAAUAUGUGAACAAUUUCCCGGUGCCCAUGCGAAGCUGAUAGUAUUCUCCUCAACUUUCCAAAGAAAUGUAAACUACUAUAUGCUAUUCUCAUCAAAAUGCUUGGAUUGAAUUCACGUCUUCCCUUGAUAUGGACUACUAUAUAGCCUGCUAACCAGGGAGCAAACAUCUAUCAUUAAAACCAAAAUUUGUAAGACAAUAAUGAGAAAAAAAAAAAC